Messenger RNA from Entamoeba invadens IP1, 2874 nucleotides. Its product is annotated as protein kinase domain containing protein. The record is from RefSeq and is a predicted model, not a curated record. The annotation marks the transcript as partial. NCBI's taxonomy places the organism in Eukaryota, Evosea, Mastigamoebida, Endamoebidae. The transcript has a single exon. Gene Ontology annotation, molecular function: ATP binding; protein kinase activity. Gene Ontology annotation, biological process: protein phosphorylation.
AAAUUAGGAUGUGAAGAUUGUUCAAAUGGCAUUUCAAUUACGCAAAAAUGUGGAAAUCGACAAGAAAAAUGUAAAUAUUAUAUUCAAAACAGGAUUUAUAACAUAUCCAAUUGUUUAAGUUGUGAAGACAAUUAUACACUUACAACUGAAAACAACUGUUUGUCUUCAAUAAUCGACAAUCCUAACAUAUUUUUACGAAAUAACAUGGUUUAUAUUUGUGAUGUAUAUAAUUAUCUUAACAAUGAAAAUAUGUGUAAGCCAUGUUUAGAAAACUCCGAACAUAUGAUAAAUAAAUGUCGUUUGGUAAGUGAUAAAGGGGUGUCAAUUCUAAAAGCAAUUCAAUGUGAAGAAAGCAGACUUUAUGAUCAAAACGAAACGACUUGUUUUGUUGAUGAAAAGUGUGUAACUACAAUGACUAAUGAUUGUGUUAAAUGUGAUAAUACAUCACAUUAUUACAUUCACGAAAACCGUUGCGUUUUAAAAGAAAUUGAUAAUUGCGUAAAAUAUUUACAAAAUAAUUGUUUGCAGUGCAAAGAAAAAUUUUUGGUUACAGAUGGAAUUUGCAGAGAAAUUGAAUAUUUUCAUUGUGAAAAAUCAAACGGGAUUCUAUGUACAAACUGUUAUAUGUAUUAUUAUCGAGAAUUGACAAUACAAUCGAACAACUUGACUUAUUGUACUUCAAAAGAAGACAAACAAAUAAAAUACGCCACUUCUAUUCAAAAUGGCCCAGAAAUAGUUUUAGAAUGCAACGAAAAAUACACACUGUUUAACAACACUUGUUCUUUUCCUCAAAGUGUAAACGUGAAUUUAAAAAUAUCAAAUGACAACAACACAUGCGAAGUGUCAUCAUCAAAGGGGUGUCUGAAGUGUAUAGAUGGGUAUUAUUUAUCUGUUAAAAACGAGUGUGUUUCUUGUGAAAAUUCCCAAUUCAAUUGUUUGACGUGUAAAAACGAAACUUAUUGUAUUUCUUGCAACAAAAAUACAUAUUUUUUGAACUCAAACAACAAAUGUGAAUUAUCAAGCGAGCUUUCUAAAAGAUGUCAAGUAAUGAUGCCGUCAAACACCGGCUGUGUCAGUUGCAAAGAUAAAUAUUUCAAAGAUGGACAGGAUUGUGUUGCAUGUGAUAUUUCUUGUGAGACUUGCCAAGAAGUAACAAAGUGUUUGUCGUGUGCAGACAAUUACUUUCAAAUUGCAGGAGAGUCACCUUUGUGUUUAAAUUACGACAAUUUGACAAAUUGUGUGAAGAAAAGUAAAAGUGGAUGUUUGUUAUGUGCUGGUGGGUAUUAUUUGGGUACAGUAAUUCCCCGUUGUAUAAAAUGUUCUUCAAAUUGUGCACUGUGUAUAUCCGAAGAAUAUUGUUCACUUUGUGAAUCAAAUUUCAUAUUGAUAAACGAAGUCUGCAACCCACUCGCUGUCGUACAAUAUUGUGUUUCUGAGAAAAACAAUUUGUGUGACAAAUGUGAGGGGAAUAGAAUACCAUCAGAUGAUGGUCUUUCUUGUGUCGAUCAACCAAAUUACAUAUUGAUUAUCUCCGUCACAGUUGCAUUAAUUUUUAUUGUGUUUGCAAUAAUCAUCACAAGCAUAUUGAUUGUAUAUUUGACUAAAUUGAAACACAAGAAAAAUGAAGAAAGGAAGAAAGUGUGUGUAUUUAAUAUGAAAAAAUCUAACAUAAAUUUCUCCAAAUUGUCUAAAAAAUUGGUUGUCAAUUUACCAGAACUGAUAUUUGAAAACGAUUCGAAUGAUAAUAGAGAAACAACUGAAAUACCGGUGUCAGAGGAGACCCGUGAACUUUUGUGUAUUGGCAAUAUUUCAAAAAAUAAUUUAAAGAUUCAAUUAAGUGUGAUUGCAAAUUGUGAAUUGUAUAAUAUCAGAACAGUUCCUCCACUCGUCACAUUAAAGAAAAAUGAAGCAUGUGAAUUUGAGAUAUUUUUGAACCCCACGUGUACAUGUGAAAUUGACGAUGAAAUAUUAUGCAUUUCGCUCGAUAUUAAAAAAGGUGAGCAAACAACUAACAAAAUAAAAAUUAAAGCAAAAACUAUUUUGACAACGAAAUUAAAUAAUUCGGAUCUAACAGAAAAUGAGAAACUUGGGGAGGGGAGUUUUGGAGUUGUUUAUAAAGGCAUUUUUAGAGGGAGUGUUGUUGCAAUCAAACGACUCAAAAACGGGUGUACUGAUAAAAGUUCAACAAAAGAAUUUGCCAAUGAAGUAGCAAUGCUUGACAAAUUUAGAUGCGAAUAUAUUGUCUAUUUUUAUGGCGCUGUUUUUACUCCUAAAAAAAUCUGUUUGGUCACCGAAUUUGCGAAAUAUAAAAGUUUGAACGAUUUAAUUAAAAAGACCGAAAAUGACCCAAAUUUAAAACCAAAUAAAAAGGUUAGGCAUAGAUUUAUUUUGGAUAUGGCAAAUGGCAUUUUUUAUUUGCACAACAACGGCAUUUUACACAGAGAUGUUAAGCCGGCAAAUUUACUGAUUUUUAGUUACGAUUUAGAAGAAACAAUCCUAGCAAAAUUGACUGAUUUUGGAUCUUCGAGAAAUUUAAAUCAAUUGAUGACAAACAUGACAUUCACUAAAGGUAUUGGAACACCAGCUUAUAUGGCGCCUGAAAUUUUGAAAAAAGAAAGAUACCAAAUGCCUUCUGAUAUAUACUCGUUUGCUAUAACUAUGUAUGAAACAUUCGAAUGGAGGGCAGCUUACUCAAAAGACAAAUUUAAAUUUGCGUGGUGUAUCGCAGAUUUUGUGUCAAAUGGAAAUAGAUUUGAAAAGGAUGAUAAUAUAUCGUCUGAAGAAUUUGAUAUUAUUCAGAAGGCGUGGUGUGCAGAACCCGAUAAAAGAACGAAGAUAAACGAAAUUAUUGAUGCUCUUAAAUCACUUGUUUAA